Molecule: messenger RNA, 1036 nt
Organism: Cuscuta europaea
Lineage: Eukaryota; Viridiplantae; Streptophyta; Magnoliopsida; Solanales; Convolvulaceae
Source: the annotation of a GenBank genome assembly
GUAUCCCAGUGAAAAUGAUGAAUGUCAAGGGGCUCGCAGAUCUGAAGAAGAAAAAACCUUCCAAGGCCCCGAGGGGGACGGAUGCGGGUGCCCCAAAACCCGCCUGUGACUUCUUCAAGAAGCCGGAGGGGCCAUCGGCGGCCCCAAACACUGAUGCAGCUGCCGCUGCCAAGAGGAAAGGCACGGGCAAGGCUCCUGAGAUCAAAAAGCCCAAGACCGGGGACGCCGGGAAGAAAAGCCCCCCGGUGGUCAUUGUUGAUGAUUGCCCCGCCUCCGGAGCGCACGAGGAGAUGCCGGUGGCGAAAGUCCCGGGGGGUGUCCGGGAGCCAUCCUCCGAGGUUCUGACGAACUCCGUCCCGGUUGGUACGGCUGUGAUGAAUGGCACGGCGGAUCCGAGGGCGCUUCUGAGAGGUAUAACCCUUGAUAUUGACAGGGCAGCCCUCGGGGAUGAUGACGACCAAGCCCUCGAGGACAGGAUCCUCCGGUCUUCCCUUACGACCUGCAUUGCCCUCGGAGAGCAAGCCCGGCGGCUAGAGGAGUGGCGCCUUCGCAAGGCUGAGCAGGAUGCUAAGAUGCGGGAGCUCAUCCGCCAGAAUGCCGAUGCUGUCCGGCAGAUGGCUAUGCUGGAGGAGAGCCUUCGGCAGAUGACCCUGCGGGCGGAGGCCGCAGAUCGGGGCAGGGCGGAGGCUGAGAGGUCCGCAGCUGAGGCUUUGGAGAGAGCUGCCAGGGAGGCCGAGGCCGCGAAGAUGGAAUCCGUCGAGAGAGCCCGAGGGGACGCAAUCUCGGGGUUCUUGGCAGGGGGGUGGCGGGCCGAGGAGCACAAGCAAUGGCUGUCCUCGGUCGUCGAGUCCUCGGUUGACGAGUGGUGCGAUGGGCCCGGUGUGGAGUGGGUUUCCCGAAAGGGUAAACAAUAUUAUGAUGGGGGCGAGUUUUUCACCCAAGCCCUCAUCUACCGGAGGAUGGCUCGCCACUUGAAGAUUGAGCCAAAGGACUUCGACCCGGCGGCAUACGGGCUCCCCCCUGCAUCCAGACGUCC